This is a messenger RNA of Emys orbicularis (European pond turtle), 3945 nucleotides long. It is a transcript of the gene ARFGAP2, whose product is annotated as ADP ribosylation factor GTPase activating protein 2. The transcript has 16 exons. The record is from RefSeq and is a predicted model, not a curated record. Gene Ontology annotation, molecular function: GTPase activator activity. Lineage: Eukaryota; Metazoa; Chordata; Testudines; Emydidae. Bases 32 to 1612 code for a protein of 526 amino acids. Gene Ontology annotation, biological process: COPI coating of Golgi vesicle.
UCGCCCCGGUCUUUUCUGGGAAGGAGAGACCAUGGCGGCGGAGCCGAGCAAGGCGGAGAUUCAGACUCUGUUCAAGCGGCUGCGGGCGGCGCCGGCCAAUAAGGCCUGCUUUGACUGUGGUGCUAAGAAUCCAAGCUGGGCCAGUAUUUCCUAUGGCGUAUUUCUGUGCAUUGACUGCUCUGGAGUCCACCGGUCACUGGGGGUGCACCUAAGCUUUAUCAGGUCUACAGAGCUGGAUUCAAACUGGAGCUGGUUCCAGCUUAGGUGUAUGCAAGUGGGCAGCAAUGCCAAUGCGACUGCCUUCUUCCGCCAACAUGGCUGCACCACCACAGAUGCCAAUGCCAAGUAUAAUAGCAGAGCUGCCCAGAUGUACAGGGAGAAGAUCCGGCAGCUGGCGAGUGCUGCCAUGGCCAAGUAUGGCACCAGUCUCCUGGUAGAUGGACUGAGUGGAACCCCAGGCCAUUCCCCUGAGAAGAACGAUGCUGACUUCUUCAUGGAGCACACGCAGCUUUCCAGUACCUGGGAUGUGGCAGAGGCCAGUCAGAAUCCAACAUUGUCCUCAAUGGAGUCUGAGAGAGCAGCAAAGCCAUUGGAAACCAGCGAGAUGCCACAGUCCAACCAAGGCCCAUCUAUUGACCUGUUGAGUACGUCUCCUAAAGCUCCUCUGGAACUAAAAUCUUCCCUCAUCGGAAAGAAGAAGCCAGGCACUGCCAAGAAAGGGCUGGGUGCAAAAAAGGGGCUUGGAGCCCAGAAAGUGAGCAGCCAGAGCUUCAGUGAGAUAGAGCGACAAGCCCAGGUGGCUGAGAAGCUGAGGGAGCAGCAGUCGGUGGAGUCGAGGAAACAAGCUGAGGAGUCCAUAGUCACUUCAAUGCGACUGGCCUAUCAGGAGUUGCAGAUCGAUCGGAAGAAGGAGGAAAAGAAACUUCAGAACCUGGAAGGGAAGAAACGCGAACAAGCUGAGAGACUGGGCAUGGGAUUGGUGUCCAGAAGUUCUGUGUCUCACUCCGUGCUGUCCGAGAUGCAAGUGAUUGAGCAGGAGACACCAGUGGCUGCGAAAUCCUCUCGCUCCCAGCUGGACUUGUUUGAAGAUGCCGGAGGCUUCACAUCUGGACCCCCCAAGUACAAAGAUAAUCCCUUCUCACUGGGAGAUGCCUUCGGCUCACGAUGGGAAACAGAUUCCUCCUGGGGUGUUGACAAAGGGGAGGAGGAGGCCGCAGUGACCAUCUCCAGCAUCCGGCCCAUUGGAGAGAGACCCACCAAUAGGAGGGAGGCAGAGAGCAGGACAUCUGCAGUGGAAUCAAAUGAAGCUCGGCAGAAGUUCGCUGGGGCCAAAGCCAUCUCCUCAGAUAUGUUCUUUGGGCGGGAAGCAGAUGCUGAGUAUGAAGCCAGGUCUCGAUUGCAGCAGCUCUCUAGCAGCAGUGCCAUCAGCUCCGCAGACCUCUUUGGGGAGGCUGAGAACACACACUCGGCAGGUGGUGUGUCAAUUGGGAAUGUGCUGCCUGCAGCUGACAUCACCCAGUUCAAGCAAGGAGUAAAAUCUGUUGCUGGCAAGAUGGCCGUCCUAGCCAACGGUGUGAUGAACUCUCUCCAGGAUCGCUAUGGCUCAUAUUGAUGACCCAGGGACAGCAGCUCAGACGAAUGCCAGCGAGAGGCACCAGUCUCACCUUGAGUUGCUUGGAGUUAUGCUGCAGGAUUCUGUUUUAGUUUGUCUGGGGCGGGGUGGGUGAGGUCAACAGAAACAGAAGGGGAUGAGGAGAUGCCCAUGCCCAACCUCCUUUCCAAAUAGCUCUGGAGUCUCAUCUGUAUUAGAACCAAUAUGCCCUCAAACCGAACCUUCAGCCGCUAGGGUGGGAGGCCUUGUCUCAGAAACCCCACAUUGCUCUGAACUGUGAGACAGGAGGUGCAGGUAGCUCCAGCCUGCACUGGCCCAUAGCUUGUUGUCUCAGCAAGUGACUCUGUUUAGGGAGUUCCCACUUGCCCCCUGUCAUCAGGUCCACAAGGAAAUGGCCCCCAAUAACAUUGGGUUUUCCUAGGACCUGCAGGAAUCUGUUUUGGUAGCCUAGUAAGUGGGAGCAUCUCCCUUCUGUAAAUUAAGUCACACUUACUGAUGUUUCUGUAAAUCAGCAUAGAAGAAUAACCCCAGCAAAACAAGAACUUAGUCUUGUUACAUCAGGAGGCCAAGCUUAGGCCUGGACUCCAGAGGGAGCUGAGCAUUGCAGAGGUAUCUGCAGGCUAGGUGUAGAAACCCAAGAUGUCUUGUUUCCCAGGCACACCUCUUACUCAGCUUCUUCCAGCUAAGCUGGGGCUGUGAUAGGGUUGCCAGUUUUGGUUGGACAUGUUCCUGGAGUGUUCAUCACAUGACAUUAUCUUUAAUUAAAGACUAAUCUUUAAUUCCUGGAGACUCCAGGACAAUAUUGGAGGGUUGGCAACCCUAGGUCUGUGCUUGCUCUGCUUGAGGAACAGAUCAGAGCCUCUUGGAGGGUGAGGUGGCCUGGGGCACAGAGAGGAAUUGUAUAAUGUCUAGUGUCAAAGCACCUUGCCUUCUGAUGGCUCUCUGCUCCCGAUCAGGAAGUGUCAACAAUGUUAAUACUCACAGGUCUCCCCUAGAGGGGGCCCUUGAGGGCUGGGCUGAAGCCACUCAGCAAUGAAAAAAGGGCUCAACACUCUUACAAAUGAAAACUAAAAUUCUGUGUGGAAAUGGAGGCAGUAGCCAUUUGUUCUACUGGCCCAACUUCCACUCAGAGCAAUUCAGCCAGCGUAGCUCUACCCAGGGCCAAGUACCCCAGGUGUGCUGGGCCUCCCAGACUGGUUUGCACUGACUUCUUAUGCUUGAAUUUCAUGCCCCAGCCCCCUCUUUGGUUCCACUUGUUCUGUGCACACGGAGAUGGAACAGCACAAGCUGGACCCUGUUCCUCCCAGCACAGCGGUUCUGGGCCUUUUCCUUUUUGAAGUCACUUUAGCUGAGUAACCCUCUCUGUGGGUAGAAGAGGCAAGGGGCAUUCCCCUUUCCUUUCCCUCCCAACAAUGCUGCUUUGAUGCCCAAGUAGCAGGGGCGUGGCACCAGCCAGGAGCAUAGUGCAGAGUAUGCUGAACUUCUGUGUGCAGCACACCUACCUGGAGCUUCCCUAGGUUGAGUUCCUUCAUGCUGUACUACUGAAGGGCAGGAUCUCUUCAUUUUGCUGAAUUCUCCCCUAAUUUUAACAUGGGAAUUAAAUUAUGGUCCAAUACAGUUCUGGUUUUUUUUUUUUUUUUUCCUGAGUACUUGUUGGCAGAGGAAUAGCUAUGGAUGGUCCUCACCUGUGCAGACUCCCCUAUGAAUCUGUCAACCUGUAAGGUGUAGCAGCACAGUUGCUACAGGUUGGACCUAAUUCCCCUGUAGGGGCAGUGACUGUUUCCCUCUCACAUUCUAAUGUGUGUUUGGUGCCUAGGUCCUACAGUGAUGGGAAGAUUUGCUGGAGGGGGGAAAGCUCUAGCCAUCUGAUUUAAAGGCCCAGCAGGUCUUACCCACCCUCCUUUCUGUGGUUGUUCAUUGUACAGUGCAGACACCCAACUUUAACUUGUACAGCUGCAGGAUCUGAGGAUCUGCCUGCCUUGCCUUCCUGCAGUUCUCUCCUAUCCCCUGUGCACCUCCUCCAGAUCCUGCUCACUGGGCUCUGAAAUAUGCACUGAUGCUUAGAUUUUAACUAUUAAAAUUGUCUUGGAGCAAAGCAGCGGCAGCCUCUCCAGCUACUCCCUGUCUGAGGGAGAGGAUGGCAAAGGCUGGUGCUAUGGCCUGGUGCUCCUUCUGCUCUGAGAUGGGAAGGGAUUACUCUUCUCUGGACUGUUCGUAUUAUUUAGAAGAUAAUGGUAUUAAUGAGCUGUUUGUGGCCGGGCUUGGGGCUCAGCGGUAUGAGGGGGAGUGAAGUGGAACUCUUUCCUUCAACUAAAUAAAAUCAAAUACCUGUA